This is a messenger RNA of Fusarium coffeatum, 1521 nucleotides long. RefSeq lists its product as uncharacterized. The coding region runs from base 1 to 1521 and encodes 506 amino acids. Gene Ontology annotation, molecular function: carbohydrate:proton symporter activity. The transcript is spliced from 8 exons. Gene Ontology annotation, biological process: transmembrane transport; carbohydrate transport. Gene Ontology annotation, cellular component: membrane. The record is from RefSeq and is a predicted model, not a curated record. NCBI's taxonomy places the organism in Eukaryota, Fungi, Ascomycota, Sordariomycetes, Hypocreales, Nectriaceae.
AUGUAUCUUCGAGGCAAAGCUCUCAUGAGUGCCAUCACCACUGUUUGUGGUCUUGGCUUUCUUUUGUUUGGUUAUGAUCAAGGUGUCAUGGGAGGUGUGAUCGGAUCGACUACCUUCAAAGAGCGGUUCCAUGACCCUAACGCAACUCAGCAGGGUCUCGUGGUUGGUCUAUACGAUCUAGGAUGCUUGAUAGGAUUUUUGACAACGUUCGGUUUGUCUAAGUUCAGACGGCGUACAUGCAUUUGUGCAGGCGCAUCUAUCGUCAUCAUCGGGACCAUUUUGCAAGUCACAGCCACCACCAUAGGCCAACUCAUCGCUGGACGAAUCAUCACCGGCAUUGGAGUAGGUACAAACACAGCUAUCAUUCCUUCUUGGCAAGCUGAAGUCUCAUCCGCCCACAGCCGUGGCGCUCUCAUCACUGUCGAAGCAGCACUCAUCAUCCUCGGCCUCGCCAUCUCUAACUGGAUCUGUUUCGGCGCGUCUCACGCUACCAGCUCCCUUCAAUGGCAGUUCCCCAUUGCCUUUCAAUGUAUUUUCUCCCUCUGUCUGAUUUUUAUAGCGCCUUUCCUCGUCGAAUCGCCCCGAUGGACCGCGCAUCACGUUUCAAUUCAGAAAGCACGUGAAGUGGCAGCUCGGUUAAACGGCUCGAGCCAGAACGACCCUACAGUUCAACAGGUCAUCGGCGAAAUUGAACAGGCUUUGGAAGCCGAGAGUACUUCCAGCAGCAUGUUCGACAUCUUCAGACACGGCGGACAGCAGAACUUUCGCCGAAUGUUGCUUGGUGUUGGUGGUCUAUUUAUACAGCAAAUGACUGGUAUCAAUGCUGUUGCGUACUACAUGCCUGUCAUUCUCCAAGAAUAUGUCGAUCUUCCUCAUGACCUUGCCUUGAUCCUGUCCUCAGCAGCUGCCGUCCAGUUCUUCAUUGUGUCUCUCGUUCCCAUCUGGGUCAUUGAACGACUUGGCCGCCGCACAUGGAUGAUCUGGGGCGCUUUUGCUCAAAUGCUGACUCUCAUCUUUGUUGUGGCUGGUUUCAAUAUCGGAGGCCGAGGGGGCGGCAUUCUGGUAACAACCAUGUUUUUCCUGUUCUACGAUGCCUUCGCCGUCAGCUACCUCAACAUUCCUUGGCUCUACGCUCCCGAGAUCAACAAUCUGCAAAUGAGAGCUAAGGGGUCAGCCUUAGCGUCUGCAUCGAAUUGGCUCUUCAACGGAAUUGUUGUUACUAUUACACCUAUUGCUCUGUCGCAGAUCAACUGGAGAUACUGGAUUGUCUGGAUCGCUAUGAACUUUGCUUUCAUGCCACUGGUGUAUUUCUGCUACCCCGAGACACAGGGUCUUUCUCUUGAGAAGAUCGAUAAUAUUUUUGCUGGUGAUGUUGGACAUGGCUUCGGUGGUUUGACUCAAGGGGUUCGUGACAGUGUGGUCAUGACUCGAGGUGAGCAUGUUGCCCCGCCAUCAUCCAGCGGCGAUGAGGAAAAGGGCAAAGAUACUGCACAUACGAUGCAUCGAGAAAUGAGUAUCUAA